AGGCCGGAGUGAAACGCCAAUCAGUGCAGUUGCCAUGGAGACCGAGGCGGCGAUGCAGCAGCAUCAUCAGCUGAGGAUGAGGAGGAGGAUGAAGAGGAUGAGGAGGAUGAGGAGGAGGAGAGGCGAGCUCGGCGCUUCCCUCAGUUGGAGAAACGGAUCGGAUCAUCCGGACGGAACCAGCUUCUCAGGAGUUUAAUCUCAGCAGCUGAUGGUUCAUCUCAGCUAACGGCGACAGGGAGAUCCAACAUGGCCGCCGAGGACAGAGAGCAACCCAACAUGGCCGCCGAGGACAGAGAGCGAGGAGAACCGAAGAGGAAGCCGACGGGUCCGCCGAGGCUCCUGCUCGGAAGAACCAGAACCAGGAGCACCGGAGAGGAAACCAAACCAGAACCGUCUGGAAACGAGGAGCAAACAUCAGCUGGGAGCGACAAACAGACCUGCAGGGGGCGCCAGAGCGCUGCAGGGAAGAGGAGACGCAGGUGGUGGAGCGGCUUGUCCUCAGCAGUGGACUGCAUCAGGAGACAGGAGGACAGUGAGGCGAGUCCACCAGAGGGGGCGCUGCAGAGACAGGAGGACAGUGGGGCGAGUCCACCAGAGGGGGCGCUGCAGAGACAGGAGGACGGUGAGGCCGGUCCACCAGAGGGGGCGCUGCAGACACAGGAGGACAGUGAGGCCGGUCCACCAGAGGGGGCGCUGCAGAGACAGGAGGACGGUGAGGCCGGUCCACCAGAGGGGGCGCUGCAGAGACAGGAGGACGGUGAGGCCGGUCCACCAGAGGGGGCGCUGCAGAGACACGGAGAGACGAGGAAGAUGGGAAACGUUUUGAGGAGAUUCGUUCCUCUCAGGAAGAAAUCUUCUCCGUGGUUCCGGACUAAACUGAAGAAGUUCUUCAUCAGAGCGGGAAGGAGACGAUCCGUCCCACUGGGACACGUGGAGGACACCGGGCCGGAAUCAGAACUGUGUGCCUCUGGAUUCUCCCAGACUCCUGAAGGUCUUCCGCAGGUCCAGAUGUUCUGCUCUCAGGCGGGUCGUUUACCCGGAGAACUGGAACCUACAGCAGAGAAGGUGGAUCCUGAAGAUGGACCACCUUCAGUGGUCCAUCUAAACCAGGUUCUGGUGCGGGACGUGUCAUCAGAAGAGGACGAGGUUCUGUUUGACUCAGAACUUGUUGUGGACCUCCAUAAUCAGUUCCAGUUCCCCCCAGAGGAUAAAACGGUCCAGACGUCGAUCCGGAUCCAGCUCUGUCCUCCGGAUGACUCCGCCCAGGAGGAAGAGGAGGAGGAAGGCUGGGUGGGCGUGGCCUCCGCAGACUGCCAUCUCCUCCACCUGACCUGCUCUGACCCCAGCGAGCGGCAGCUGCUGCAGGCGGCCGGGUCGCUGGUCAGAACCGUCAUGGCCGCCGCCGUGGAUCAGCUGACCCGAGAGCAGCGUGGCAACGGAGGCUCCGCCCACCUGGAGCCGCCGGUUUCCAGGUGAACGCUAAGGCUAGCUCUAGAAAACACUAAGCUUAGUGUUAGCAUUAGCGCUACUGAAACAAACACUUAGCUCAGCGUUAGCAUUAGCGCUACUGAAACAAACACUUAGCUUAGCAUUAGCGCUACUGAACUAAACACUUAGCUUAGCAUUAGCAUUAGCGCUACUGAAACAACACUUAGCUUAGUGUUAGCGCUACUGAAACAAACACUUAGCUUAGCGUUAGAGCUACUGAAACAAACACUUAGCUUAGUGUUAGCGCUACUGAAACAAACACUUAGCUGAGCGUUAGCGCUACUGAAACAAACACAUUUACGAGUUCAUGGAGCCUCACAAUGACGACAACAUGAAUGUUUAUCCAGCAUAACUGAGCUCUGCUAAGCUAGCUGCUGCAUUUCAGCAACACUUCCUGAUGGGAUUAUCAAAAUAAAAGCGCUUCCUGUUCUGAGAAUUUUGUAAUUUAUACUUUACUUUUAAACAUUUCUAUUACUAUGUAGUAAAGGAUAAUGGAUUAAAACUGAACUGAACACUAAUGUGUCCUGCAAAUCACAUUAGUUCUCGCAGCUAGCUGCGUUCUUCAUCGACGCACGAACCGAGUGAUCCACCGCUAAGAGUUGUCUGUUUGAGGUUUUAUAAAUAAAAGUUUUGAGACGAAGAGCAGCAGGAAAAGAGGAAACGAAGAAAAGAGCAGAAAAAUGAAAUCAGAGCUUUUUAGAACAAAGAAAUGAAGAAUGACAUAAACGAGAACUAUUAUUAGAACUUUUAGUUUUAAUUUACAUUUCAUGUUUUUUUAUUUUAUGUUCUUAUUCAAAUGACAGGUGGCAUUUCUAAAUAAAAAAAAGUAUAAAUAAAUAACAUAAACUUCCAGUAAAAUAUUUUAUUUGAUGGUUUGUUUUAUAGUUAUUUAUCAAUAACAUUAUUUAUUUGAUCAGUUAAUCAAAGGAACUUAUUUCUAAAUGCACAAAUAAGGAUUAAACCAAAUAAUGACAGGAAUGAGGAAAUGAUCCAAACACAAAGGAAU
Molecule: messenger RNA, 2494 nt
Organism: Poeciliopsis prolifica (blackstripe livebearer)
Lineage: Eukaryota; Metazoa; Chordata; Actinopteri; Cyprinodontiformes; Poeciliidae
Exons: 2
Coding region: 247-1476 (409 amino acids)
Source: RefSeq, a predicted model, not a curated record